GUGAUGAGUUGCAUCCUGCUGGGAGACCGCCCAAAGCUGGCUGAUAUCAAGGGUGAUGCUGCCGGGUUGACAGAGUUGACAGAACUGAUGAAGAGAUGCUGGGAUCAUAAACCUGAACGAAGGCCCAGAGCCCUUGAGUGUACGACUGAGACAGAAAAACUGUUCAAGAUUCACGAACAUGAACUCACUGACGCUGUCAUUGAAGUUCUGAAGAAACUGGACCAAAAGGCGGUGGCCCCUCUCAGAUUCCUGUGAACUCACACUGGACGCAAACACAGUGGACAGAGAACUGAC
Molecule: messenger RNA, 294 nt
Organism: Perca flavescens (yellow perch)
Lineage: Eukaryota; Metazoa; Chordata; Actinopteri; Perciformes; Percidae
Product: ankyrin repeat and protein kinase domain-containing protein 1-like
Exons: 4
Coding region: 4-255 (83 amino acids)
Source: RefSeq, a predicted model, not a curated record